UGUUGGUUGAUUCACUCGAAAGCUGUAGGGGCGCUGUUGUAAGCAGUCAUUUGAGUUUAGUGUGAGUAUCAUUGUAGUUAUCGUACUACGCAAUGCUGUCCUAAUGGAUAGUAAAAUUUUGGGUGGUUAAAAAUGACCGUUCAAAGAUUUUAGGAAUUAAAUGGACAGUGCGUUGAUUGAAAGAAAGCCAUGUAAAACAACAAGGAUUGGUUCGCGAAGGCGAUUUUUAUCGUUGUUUCGUUGGCUACAUGGAACAAGAUGGCGGAGAAACUGACAAUAAUGUGGCCGGUCAUAGUGAUUUCAUAACUCUUGCGCAACCAAGGUCUGGAGUGGUUCGCAUUCUGAAUGAAUAUAUUGAUACUCCUUUACCUAAACCUACUCGUUUGAAAGAGGUGAACCGGCCCCCCGUCUCCGCUCAGCCGACAGUAAAGCAGCUGCAUGGAGAUACAAUUAUUUGCCGGCAAUGCAGACGUUGUAAAUGUGAGGCAUGUCGGAAUCCACGGCAUUUGCCUCAAAAAUGGAUUUGUAACAACAAGUGUUUAUGUUCCGCUUCUAAUAUUGUGGAUUAUUGUUCGUGUAUGUGUUGUGUUAAGGGGCUAUUCUAUCAUUGGGCGAAAGACUACGAGAUGGAUACCGAUGUCUCUUGUGCCGACAAACCAUGCUCAUGCUCCCCUCAUCAUCGAUGGUUGAGGUGGGGUUGUCUUGGAUGUCUGGCGCUGCCCCUGCCCUGUUUAUGCUGUUACUGGCCCCUCAAAGGGCUCUUAAACACGUUCGAGGGCUGCUACGCCAAGUGUACGGGACACGGUUGUACGUGCGCCCCAUCGCACAAGACAGAACCGCCUGAGAAACGACUUUUAUCAGACAGUUGAUGAGCUUCUUUUAUAUCUUUAUUUUACAUCAGCUUGGUACCAAAGAGUUCUGCCUCGCAAUUAUCAUUUGUAAAAUUAAAACCACUCUAAGAAAAACUGUUUAUGUCACUAAGCAAAACGCAUGCAAUAUUUUCCUUUAACUGUAACAUUUUAUCCAUCAUAUAAAUAAUUCGAGUUUCA
Molecule: messenger RNA, 1049 nt
Organism: Parasteatoda tepidariorum (common house spider)
Lineage: Eukaryota; Metazoa; Arthropoda; Arachnida; Araneae; Theridiidae
Source: RefSeq, a predicted model, not a curated record